ACUUUGUCUUACGUUGGUUUUUUAAUUGGAUCUGGGCCUUACAUUAUUUCAAUUUGUAUUAGGGUUUUCGUAUAGAUUUUGUCUCCGUCACUCGAUGAAACUUAUAUCCUGAAUAUGGCUAAAGCAGCGAUCAUCCUUUUCGAUCUGAAGACCGGACGAUGCUCCUCCACCAUUCAAGUCCGGUUGCUCCGCUUCUUGGAGUCCAUGAACCUCCGAUGGGGUAGCGAACUCAUGGGAGUCGAUAUGUUUCUGCUUGAUUCCCAGUCGACCAUGAUGCCGGCGACGGUGAAUGUGAACCGGCUUGCAAUUCACAUGCCUAAUCUGAAGGUGGGUUCACUAUAUUCCCUAGCCGGUUUUGAUGUGACCCGAUGUAAUCAGAAUUACCGACUGUCGGACUCCUCUAUGAUGGUUCGUUUCAGCGAUUCAACAUGUUUUGAUGAGAUAACCGAACCGGCUAUUCCGAUCUUUCCGGUUCACGAGCUGCUUGGUCUUGCCAACACAAACACUCAGCUUCCAGACAUUAUCGGUGAGAUAACUGCUGCGAAGAGCACUGUCACCGACCCUCCACAUGACAAGAACCAUUUGAUGGCAACCAUUAAAAUGGAUAAUGAUGUUUCGGUCACUAUGAGUAUGUUCGACUCACAGCCUGUCAAGCUCCACAAUCAACUUGAAUCAAUGGGAGGUGAUCCAAGGGUUCUGGUUGCAACCAGUCUCAACCCCAAAAUUGUGGGAGGUCAUCUGUUUCUGAAUGCCACUUCAGGCACACGCAUAUAUUUUGACAAGGAAACCAUCGCAGGGGAGACUUCUACAGGCUGGUUGCCCAAGACACUGGGCUUAAGGGCUACGACAAGGUGGAAUCCCUGAGCAUAGCUGAUCUCAAUGAAUUUGUCAAUUCUGCUUCCUCUCAGGAGAUUGAUUUCAUCUGCACCGAGAAGGUCACUGGUAUCAAGCUGGACAAGGGAUGGUGCUACGUUUCUUGCUCCAACUGUACCAAGAAGCUCCAACGCACUGUCUCGGCUUUCACAUGUCUGGAUUGUAAUAAUACUAAUGCUGUUGGUGUUCUGAAGACUGAUGUAUCGGGUGGAGAUGUCCAUUGCAGAUGAAAAUGUUGAAGGCCUCUUUGUUUGUUUUGAUGGGGUUAUGACAAAACUGCAUAAUAUGAGAGCCUAUGAAGCUUGCCAUCUUUUGACAUGGAGGGUAAAACCUACAAGUUCCAGGUCAAGGUCAGUGCAUACAACUUCACUGAAAACCAUCAAAUUUUUACGAUCUCCUGCAUCCUUAGUGAAGGUGACCGUAUGCCGCUCCCUCAGUUUGUUGCCAAUGUGAUGAUGACAAUGGAGACGACAACAGUGGUGCCAUCUCGGUUCGUGUUAAGGUGGAGACUGGUGGUAUCAGUCAGGUGCAAGGAUCCUCGGGAAUUAAGAAGAAGGCACGUACGGCAUGGGUGGAGAGGAUUGGAAACUUGAAGUUGUGCAGUAUUUUCCGCUUUCAGUAAUGCUUACGCAUGUGUUUUUUUUAUCCAUGUUUUAUUGACCACUUAAUCUUUGAAUCUUGGUUAUUUUAUAUUUGGUUACAGACGAGCUUAUCACGUUUUCCA
Messenger RNA from Brassica napus (rape), 1597 nucleotides. RefSeq lists its product as uncharacterized. NCBI's taxonomy places the organism in Eukaryota, Viridiplantae, Streptophyta, Magnoliopsida, Brassicales, Brassicaceae. The transcript has 9 exons. Bases 115 to 864 code for a protein of 249 amino acids. The record is from RefSeq and is a predicted model, not a curated record.